Molecule: messenger RNA, 6342 nt
Organism: Melanotaenia boesemani (Boeseman's rainbowfish)
Lineage: Eukaryota; Metazoa; Chordata; Actinopteri; Atheriniformes; Melanotaeniidae
Gene: gas2l1
Product: growth arrest-specific 2 like 1
Exons: 5
Coding region: 525-3779 (1084 amino acids)
Biological process (GO): actin crosslink formation; protein localization to microtubule plus-end; microtubule bundle formation
Cellular component (GO): microtubule plus-end; actin filament; stress fiber
Molecular function (GO): cytoskeletal adaptor activity; actin filament binding; microtubule binding
Source: RefSeq, a predicted model, not a curated record
CAGGUCAACACAUUCAGCGCAAGAGGCGGCGCAACAUGGGCUGAGCCUGUGCGCAGGCACACGAGCAGUGGACUCGGAGCUGCUAACAGCGGUCGUGAUUUCAUCUGUGAGAAGCUGACGGCCUCGGGUGGACAUGGUGACACGUGGAAAUUUGUAACUGACCAGAGUCUCCACUCACCGGGUAGAUUAAGUGGUCGUCGUAUACGGGUAUGUGUCGGGGUCCAGAGCUGAUCCGUUUUCGCUUUCACUCCGGGAGCCAGUGAUGCGCUGUGUGGAGGAAACGGGUUUCGUAGACAUCCGGAAAACGCAUCCAUGCGCCACGGACACUCUGCAUCCCGACAUGCUUCAGACAACACAAAGCUUGGCUUCAAUUAGCUCCCGUAAAAAACCGCUCAUGCAAAUCGGCAUGGGUGCGUCAACGCGGUUAUUAAGCUGUGUUUUGUGGAUGAGGUUUCGGAGCGCGGUUGUGCAAUGAGACAAUCGGGAAUUAUUAAGUAGACUUUAUUGAUACAUAAUCAGACAAUAUGGCUGAUCAGAGCAACAUUCAGUCCGCCGCCUCUAAGAGUAUUCGGCCCUUUAAAUCCAGUGAAGAAUACCUGUAUGCCAUGAAGGAGGAUUUGGCCGAAUGGCUGAAGACUCUGUAUGAUCUAGAUAUUACUGCGGACACCUUUAUGGAUGGGCUGGAGACGGGCUGUGCCUUGUGUCGGCACGCCAACAAUGUGAACCGCGCUGCGCAGGACUUCCAGCUGAAUUACCCAGAGGUAGCACAGUCCAUGAAGGUGCCAUCAAAAGAUGUUGUCUUUCAGUCGCGUAAUGUUGUCCCUGGCUCGUUUGUGGCGCGAGAUAAUGUGUCUAACUUCAUCACAUGGUGCAGGCAAGAGCUCUGGAUCAAGGACGUCCUUAUGUUUGAGACCAACGACUUGGUUGAGAGAUGCAACGAGAAGAAUUUUAUCCUAUGUCUUCUUGAGGUGGCGCGGCGAGGGUCCAAGUUUGGCAUGUUGGCCCCCAUGCUGAUCCAGUUGGAGGAGGAGAUAGAAGAGGAAAUUCGGGAUCAGGAGAGCCUUCGUCUCGAUGGAGGAGAGCCAACCGAGCAAAGCUCACCCAGCAGAUGUUACAGUCGGAAAGAGAGCUGUCAGAGUGUGGAGGAUGAAGAGGAACCUGAUCCAGAGCCGUUCAUCUGGCCGCAGAAGAGAGUAUUAUGUGAUAUGCGAAAUUUGGAUGAGUUGGUGCGGGAGAUUCUUGGCCAAUGCUCCUGUCCAGCUCAGUUUCCAAUGAUCAAGGUGUCCGAAGGGAAGUACAAAGUGGGAGACUCCAGUGCGUUGAUCUUCAUCAGAGUCCUUCGUACUCAUGUGAUGGUGCGUGUUGGAGGGGGCUGGGACACAUUAGAGCAUUAUUUGGACAAGCAUGAUCCAUGUCGCUGUGCUGCUUUUGCUCACCGCUACCAUCAAGCCAAAGCUAGUGGCCAAGGUCAAGGAGUCCAGAGCAAGUCCUCCAGUGCUCACUCCUCUCGCUCCACCAGCCCAGGCCCACACUGGCGAAAUGAUGGCAUUGCACCUUACAAACCCCCUGACAGACGCUCCUUGGAGCCCCUCUCUACCCCGAGCGCUUCCUCCUCCUCCUCACGUCCAGGGCGAUCUCAGAGCUCUGCUCUUCCCACAGAGCUUGACUCUGGUGUAGCUCGUGCUCUGCUCCCGAGGCCGCCACGAGACCGCUCAGAACCUCGUCACUUUAAUCCUCUCAGGAAUAAGGAGACAAUGAUGCCCGUGACAAGACGUCUCUCUGGAGACAGUGACUCAUCUACAGCCUCCUCUAAAGGAGGAGGAGGAGGAGGAGGAGGGGUGCGACACUCUCUUGGUGGUACUUCACGGCGCUCUGGUGAAGAGAUAGUUCUGCUUGUCAACCGCAAGGAAGGAAGGCAUAGGAUUGAGAGGGGAGGAGCUGGAAAUCAAACCCCAUCCCUACGGCCCACAAUGCCUCGUGCACGCAGCCACUCACGGGAACGCACUGCGCUUGCUCCAAUACUCAAACCCAGCCCACCAUCAGGGUCACCUGAUGGAGCAAGAACAUCUCAUACAGAGAGGGGACGCACCCCUGGAAAUGAGGGUCAAAAGAGACUCCAUGCACCACGUUCCCAUAGUCACAGUAAGUUAACUAGUCGUACUUGGUCAAGUGAUGGCAGCCCCUGUCUGUCCAUCAGAGACCAUCAAUCUCCAUCAUCAGAAAAACGAGAGGACCCUCGACCUAAACAGGUGCCCCCUUCCUCCCCAAGAGUGGGUGUUGGGUUCACUAAGAGGCAAUCAUCCUCAUGUUCUAAUUCUCCUAUUAAAGGAGCCCAGAGCAGCAACAGCUGCCCCAACAAGAGGACUAUAACUACUCCCAGACCUCCUGCCCCCCGCUCACCAUCCACAGGGAAAGGCAGACCACUCCCACCUGUCACCCCAGGAGGGCGACGUUCACCACACUCAUCUCCUCGAAACUCUCAUCAUCACGCUGCACGCUCUUCUCGGAUCUCGCAGGCACCCUGCUCUGCUGGGCGAGGCAACCAUAGAAACUGGUCUGGAAUGGAACGACAGGAACUAGAAGAGGAGGGACUUGGCUUUGGGUUCCAGAUGUUGCCAGCGUUAGACCCACAGAGGGAGCAGGACCUUUACCGCAGCUUUGAGGCUGAGUUUCUGGCCAAUACACAGCAGGUCAAGAAAGUUUCUGCUGGUAAGGCUCCAGGAGGAGCAACUCUGCAGUUAACAGGGGCACAUUCAGUACUUGCACACACUGACCCAAAUGUCACUGACUCUGCUUACUCCUCUUCUAACUCUUCCACCUCCUCCUUGAAUGUGGGUGGAAAGAUUGGAACACUGCCUGACCUCAGGGAAUCCAAGAGGACUAACCCCCAUCCCUUCCCACAGGAGGACCCAUUAAAUUUUCUUUAUGGACACAAUUUUGGAGGACCUCAUGGUUUUGUCCAAAAAGAGGCUGAACAUUGGGGGGAUCGUCGAGGAGGUCUCAAGAAGCUCCCAGCCAUCUCUAGUUCAAUAGAAGAGAGGGAAAAUCCAUCUUCCUUGCCUGGUCCUGGAGACACAGAGUCAGACGAGCUGAUGAAAAACAUCCCCUUGCAGCCUGCUUUUCACUGUACUAAUAUGAACGGAGAUCAGGGAGGUUCUCUUCCUGCAGGAGGGCACACAGGUAAUCCAGGUCCAGUCAGCUGGGGUUCACAGACUGAAGGAGAUAUUCCACUAGAAAAUCAUCAGCCAAACUUACCUUAUGACUUAGAAAAUGGCGAAUGGAGUGAUGACCUCCCACCUCCAGAGGCAUGUCCAUCACCUGUGCCCUUUCUCCCUUCUGAGGACUGCUCCUUCCAGGAUUCUUCUAGUGAAAACUCAUCCAUGUGCUUCAGUUUGAGUGAAUCCCGCUCUGGAUCCCCACCACCAACUUUACCAAUAACUAAUGGGGAAUCAGGACAAAAGAAGGCAAACAAGAUAGGUCCAAUCUCUAAGCACAAACUGGGAGGAAGGUUCAGGCCUCGAACUGACAACAGACCACAGAACAGCCCCUCACGUAUCCCCACCCCUGUCAGCUACAGAGAUCUUUGCGCUCGUGAUACUCUUUCGCCCUGUCACACACCGCCAUUGUCCCCUCAGAGUUCUCAUCCAGCCUCAUGCAAGAGCCUGCACCAGGCAUUCACUGAUAUGAUCCAUCCUCAGUCUCGCUCUCCAGCCAUGGGAAACAAAGAGUGCUCCUACCCUGCAAAGACCGGCAGCUUGGACACUGAAGCUUGGAUGUAGCACAAAACUGAACUGACACAGGAGGUUGUUGAGUGUUGACUAAUGUGUAAAAAAAACAAAACAUCAAGACAGAGUUAAGUUUGGGCUAGAGAUUGUUUCCACUGCAUGUUAAACACACUAUUGGUUUAGAUUUCCCCUGAAUUAAUGCAGUUGUGGGGGUGUGUGGGGGGGGGUCACAUUGCUUUUUUUUGCACUCAAGCCAAAUUAUUUAUUACCAAAGGAAUGGUUUUUAUCUUUACUGUAUAUUUAGUGUGCAUGGGACGCUUUUGUCAAUCAUGUGAUUUUCUUUCUCUUUUUUUUUUUUUCUUUUUCUUUUUUUAAACAGGACACUUGUAAAAUUCUCACAUACACAAACAUGGAGAGAAAACAUAUGUGCUGCCAUGUGCCCCACCGAGGGGCAUGGUAAAGUGCCAGGUAUUUGAAGCUUCAUCUCUAUAAACAGUGCAAAUAUUAAACCUUUCAGUCGGAUGGAAAGGCUCCCUCUUGUGGUUGCCAUAGUCUGUCUGCUUGCCUUGAUAGUUAAAUUAUGUAUGACAUAAAAGUCUCUGCACAUUAAUCUUAACAUGUGACUCAGCAAAUAUAAUAUUAGUAUGAUAAUAGGUAACACACAAACAGGUAGAAACAUCAUUCCUCUGAUGUUAACAACAUUUACAUUUAGUUUCUGUACAAUUGUUAAGUGUUAUUAAUGUACUGUCAGCUUUAACAAUCAGUUAAUGUAGUUGAUAUUUGUUUUUUAAUGCUUAAUUUUUCAUGUUUUUAAUAUUUUUAAUGGAGUAAAGCAUUUUUACUUUCAUUUAAAUGGAUUUGGUGUAAAAAAUGUGAGGGGAGCUGAGGUUGUGUGUCAUUGUCACUGAAACUACAAACUUGAGAGCUCUUCCUCUGACCAAAAUGUACUCUUGAGUUUAGUGAGCAUCAUGAAUCACAUACUGAAGAAAAUGAAUGUGUAAAUACAUGCUGAUGUGCUCACUGAGAGGUGUGGGUAUUUUUGUAUAUAGAGGGCAUGGAAAAUACAGUUCAAUGUACAUAGUUGCUGUAUUAAGGCCUGUGCUGCCUUAGCUAUGCAAUAUUGGUAUUUUUAAAUGCCUUGACAAUUCCCUUUGCCUUAAAUUUUAGUCAUGGGAUUAAUUUUUGAAUGUUUUCAAUUUGUAACACUACAUUGCCAUUAUUAGAGGUUUAUAAUAAUGGAAGUUAAACAGACUGGGCUUGAAUGUGGAAAAAGUAAGGAACAUUUGCCAAUUUCAACUAUUAUCUCUGAUGUAGAUAAGGUGUUCAUAUAUUCAGAUUCAAUAUAAUCUAUUCCCUCUUAUUUCUAGUGACUAUUUAAAGAUAUGACACAUGAAACCAUGAAAGACAUAUGCUGUAAAGACAAAAAAGAAAAAAGGGAAAAAAGGGGGUUUCUUGACAAUGUUCCCUUUCCACCAGGUUCAGAUUGACAUGUUAAAGUUAAUAACACUGGUAUGACAUGGUGAAGUUUGAUAAAUGAAGACCGACUCUAGCUUGAGUAUCUGCAUGUGUGCAGAAAUGCACGAAUGAUGAAACUGUCACUGAAUAUCAAGGUUCCAACUUGAAGCUUGUUGCCAUCAGUGCGUGAGGUAAAAUUUCAUUCAGAGUUUACAGAGCUGUUUUUUAGCAGGCGAGGACUUUGAAAAGUUGGAAUUGUGGUGUCGGUGCUCUGCAAAAAAACAAACAAAAAAAAGAAAAACCCAAAACACUCUCACUGAAACAGUCACAACAGUUUUAACAUGACAGGGAAAGUGUAGUCUUUGCAGGAUGUUAACAGUGAAUGAGGUUAAAGUAUACAGAGUGUGUAUAUCUUUGUGUACAUAUGGUAUGAGAAGAUAAACAGAGUUUGAGUAAAGAGGGGAGCAUUGGUAGUCUAAUUUAUUUAUUUAUUGAAUCAUUUCUCAGUGGGCUAAUAGGGCAUCUCUGUCCCAAGUAUUUUAAGUAAAUACGUGUUUAGGGGAAUCCAAAUAAUGCUUGGCAUUUAAAGAUUGUCAGUUACCACAGCACUAUAUUAUAAAACAAACAAAAGAACUAAUACACUAGAUAUGGUCCCAGUUAAAUAAGCAACAACAAAAGAAACCUAAAAUGAUCCUUCAAGCAAAAAUAAUGAUGUACGAUGUAUGUUGGAUAAGUGCUGAUUAAAUGAGUAGCUGAUUAUCAGUUUAGCUUGUAAAAAGGAUUAUGUGUGCUAAUUAUUUUCAUUUUAAGUUUAUUACUUAUUUGCAUUUUGUCUCACUGGUUGUUCACAUCUGCCAGGUAAAAUGAACUGUGACUUCAAACAACAUGAGAAAAUAUUUACUUGUCAGUCAUAACAAGAGUAAUUAACAAGAUAGUUUGCUCUUUGUUAUACACAGCUUUGCAAAUUUCUCACUCCUCUUUAUCCAGUGAACUCUGAAUGUUUGUGAUCUGGUUCCAUUUUCACAAAAUCUUCAGUAAGAUGUACAGAUUGCUUGACGUUGUGAAAUAUGUGUGUAUGAAAUAGCAAUACUGCAACAUUCUACUCUUUUUGAAUCUGAACAAUGCUAUCAAGUUGUUGUUGUAAUAAAUUCUUUCUUCUGAA